This is a messenger RNA of Quercus robur (English oak), 1104 nucleotides long. Its product is annotated as proteasome subunit alpha type-3. The transcript is spliced from 10 exons. Lineage: Eukaryota; Viridiplantae; Streptophyta; Magnoliopsida; Fagales; Fagaceae. The coding region runs from base 128 to 877 and encodes 249 amino acids. Gene Ontology annotation, biological process: ubiquitin-dependent protein catabolic process. Gene Ontology annotation, cellular component: proteasome core complex, alpha-subunit complex; proteasome core complex; nucleus. The record is from RefSeq and is a predicted model, not a curated record.
UCGGUAGACAAAAAAGCAAAAGGCCCCUUCUCCCUGCUCUUUUUAGCACUGUUUUUAAAAACACACAUAUAGUACAGAAGAAGAAGAAGAAGAAGAGCAAGAAGAAUCGAAAGACAAAGAUAAGAAUAUGAGUAGCAUAGGAACAGGAUACGACCUUGCGGUCACCACUUUCUCUCCAGAUGGUCGUGUUUUCCAGAUCGAGUACGCUGCCAAAGCCGUCGACAACAGCGGGACUGUUAUUGGAAUCAAAUGCAAAGAUGGGAUUGUUAUGGGUGUGGAGAAGCUAAUAGCAUCGAAGAUGAUGUUGCCUGGUUCCAAUAGAAGAAUUCAUGCUGUUCAUCGCCACUCCGGAAUGGCUGUGGCAGGACUAGCAGCAGACGGAAGGCAAAUUGUUGCCCGGGCCAAGUCUGAAGCUAGUAAUUAUGAAAGUACGUAUGGCGAACCAAUUCCUAUCAAGGAACUUGCUGACCGUGUUGCUAGUUACGUGCAUCUGUGUACACUUUAUUGGUGGCUGAGACCUUUUGGAUGUGGAGUUAUUCUUGGAGGCUAUGACAGAGAUGGACCACAGCUGUACAUGGUUGAACCAUCUGGUGUCUCAUAUAGGUACUUUGGUGCUGCAAUUGGCAAGGGCAGACAGGCAGCUAAAACAGAGAUCGAAAAGUUGAAGCUUUCAGAAUUGACUUGCCGCCAAGGGGUUAUUGAAGUAGCCAAAAUCAUUUAUGGAGUACAUGAUGAGGCAAAGGACAAGGACUUCGAAUUGGAAUUGAGUUGGGUCUGUGACGAGUCAAACCGUCUGCAUCAGAAGGUACCAGAUGAGCUUCUACAGGAAGCUAAGGCAGCGGCCAAAGCAGCCUUGGAAGAAAUGGAUGCAGAUUAGUAGAGCAUUGCCAUUGUUAACUUAUUUUUACAUGGUUGCAUCUGAAAUUGUCUUUAUAUCAUUCCAGAACAUCCUCAAAAUGUGUUAUGGCAUAGACUGGUGCUUUUUAUCUUUUAGACAUUGAUCUUUAUUAUGUUACAGUAUUUGAGAUAAAUGUUUAUUCCUAUCAAUUGACAGUAGGAAACCAUCUUUUUCUGUUUUUGAUAGAACUGUACGUGCUAGUCUAA